AUGGAUCCCAACCAAAACUCUUCUAAUAAUAUCCAAAACCCUUCAAACAACCCUUUUAACUAUCCGAAUCUCAACAACUAUCCAUUCCAAAAUCCGUUUCCUAACCCCAACCAACCCCAAAACAUACCAAAUUAUGGUUUUCCACCAAGUUUUUUCACGCCAUCGGCUGUUCCAAACUACCAUCCAUAUUAUGGUUCGCCAAUGUCAUAUUCAUCUCAACCACCCACUUAUUCUUCUACUCCAACGGAUAAGGAAAUUGCUUCGAAUGUUGGAGCAACUGAAUUUCCCGAGUUUUCUACACAAAUGACUCUUGGUGGUAUAAGUGGGGUUAAUGAAGCAACUCUUGGAGCAGACAGUUCAGCCUCUGCUACCCGAAAAAGCGUCAAAUGGACAACUGAGCAAAAUUUGGUGCUAUUGAGUGGGUGGAUCAAAUACGGAACAAACAGCGUUGUUGGCAGAAACCAGAAAAGUGAAUCAUUUUGGGGCAAAAUUGCUGAGUAUUGUAAUGAACAUUGCUCAUUUGAUCCUCCGCGCAGUGGAGUUUCAUGCAGAAAUCAUUACAACUACAUGAACCAAAAAUUGUCAAAAUGGAUUGGCGCUUACGAUAACGCUAAGCGUAUGCAACAAAGUGGGUGGUCGGAGCAAGAUGUAUUGGCGAAAGCGCAAGAAAUCUAUUCAGGUGGUGGUACCGGAAAUUUCAAUUUAAUGAAAGAAUGGAUCGCUGUCCGUGAUCAACCACGUUAUGGUAGUCAAGUUGGAGGGAAUAGUGGCUCUAAAAGCAGUGGAUCUAAGAGAGCCCACGAUAGUGAUGCUAGUGACUCUAACUCUGUUGGAUCCACUGCUCGUCCAAUGGGAAGGGAUGCAGCAAAGAAAAAAGCUAAAAAGAAAGGCAAGAGCGUAGCCCUGGAAGUGGUCAACGAAGAUUUUAAUGAAUUCAAACAAAUCAAGGCUCAAGAGUUUGAACGCUUGGAAAAAUUAGCCAUAUUGCAAGAGGAGGCAAACGAAAGGCGAAAGGAGGCAAUCCAAAGGCAAGAGGAGGCAAACCAAAGGCAAGAGGAGGCAAAUCAAUUGAUGAAAGAAAAAACUCGGGCUAAGAAGAUGAAGAUGUGGCUGAAGCUAAGUGAAAAGGAACAUCUCAAUGACCAGAGCAACGAGUUGUUUCAACAGUUGAGCUACGAAUUAUUUGGAAAAUAAUUGUAGUCACAAGUGGUUUCUGCAUCAUC
Messenger RNA from Brassica napus (rape), 1223 nucleotides. RefSeq names its product glutathione S-transferase T3-like. The coding region runs from base 1 to 1194 and encodes 397 amino acids. The transcript has a single exon. Lineage: Eukaryota; Viridiplantae; Streptophyta; Magnoliopsida; Brassicales; Brassicaceae. The record is from RefSeq and is a predicted model, not a curated record.